Boeremia exigua is the source of this 1599-nucleotide messenger RNA. RefSeq lists its product as uncharacterized. NCBI's taxonomy places the organism in Eukaryota, Fungi, Ascomycota, Dothideomycetes, Pleosporales, Didymellaceae. Bases 1 to 1599 code for a protein of 532 amino acids. Gene Ontology annotation, molecular function: protein binding. The transcript is spliced from 3 exons. The record is from RefSeq and is a predicted model, not a curated record.
AUGAACGAAAAGGAAAUUGAGACCUGGGUGGCAGCCCUCGCCAGCUACGACAACAACGAGUUUGACGAGUCUCUGAAAGUCUUCGAUCAGAUUUCCGACACAUCCAAGAUCUUGUUCAACUGUGGUGUGAUCCAUGCGACGCUCGGGGAGCAUGAGAAAGCCGUCGACUGCUACCAGCGCGCUGUGCGUCUGGACCAGUAUCUCGCUGUCGCAUACUUCCAACAGGGUGUUUCUAACUUCUUGAUGGGCGAUUUCGAGGAAGCACUCGCCAACUUCAACGACACCCUCUUGUACCUGCGUGGCAACAACAACAUCGAUUACGAACAGCUGGGCCUCAAGUUCAAACUCUACUCGUGCGAGGUUCUCUUCAACCGUGGUCUUUGCUACAUCUACCUACAGCAAAGAGACGCUGGUCUCCAAGAUCUGUCGUUUGCGGCCAAGGAGAAGGUUGUGCCGGAUCACGAUGUGAUUGAUGAGGCCAUCAGGGAGGAGGCUGAGGGUUACACGGUGUUUUCUAUUCCAGUUGGCAUUGUCUAUCGCCCCAAUGAAGCUAAAGUCAAGAACCUGAAGACAAAGGACUACCUCGGAAAGGCUCGCCUGGUCGCCGCUUCAGACCGCAACAACGCAUUCACUGGAUUUGCUGGAGCAGAGAUCAAGAAGAUGGGCAACACUGCUACAGAUGACAGGCCGGAGGAGAAGCUGUCAUUCGCUGCGACCAACCUGGUUAAGCCGGAACUUCAGAGCAGAGCACGCCAGCAGUCCGAACCACCUAUGAACCGUAACAUGUUCCCACCCACACCACCUCCGGAGGGCGAUGGUAGGGGCUCAAAGGGCAGUAGUAGCAACGAACCAAUGAGCCGAGCACAGUCUGUGCGUGGUGGUGGACCUAAACCGCAACCGUUGAAUCUUGGAAGAGCUGCUUUUGAGCAAAGAAACGAAGAACCACGUCGCCAGCCAACACAGCGCUCCGCGUCUGAACGCCCACCACCAAACAGGUCUGAGUCCAUGCGCAACAGACCCCGCGAGAAGCCGCGCCGCCGUGGUUCAGAAGAGGAUAUUAUCGAUGAAUACAAUGAUGAUAUCUACGACUCAUAUCAGUCUCGAACUAGCCGCGGUCAAUACGGUCGUGGUUCGAGGCAAGGCGGGUCGAGGCGACCCGCGUAUAUCGAAGAGGAAGACGAGGAUGACUACGAUGGAAGUGAUUUGGAUGACGCCGAGUUCGAGAUGAUGUCUCGCAACAGCAAAUCCCGAAGGCGCUCGCCUGCGCGGUCAACAAAAUCUGGCGGUAGCGGCGGUGCGCGCGGAGUUGCCGGCAAGAUCCGGGUCAAGGUUCAUGGUAACGAUACACGCUACGUCUUCGUUACCGCAGACAUGACAAUGCGCGAAUUCUCUCAAUCGAUUAGAGAGAAGUUUGGCAUGAGACAGAAUUUCAAGGUCGAGAUCAAGGACGACGGUGACAUGAUCACUAUGGCCGACCAAGACGAUUUGGAUAUGGCCAUCGACUCCGCGAGGGACGGCGCCAGGAGGACUGGCGAGAGUCCAAAGAUGGAGGUAAGUUUUAUAUUCAUGCUGCAAUACUUUGAAUUACCUACUAACUGA